CUCGCUCAUCUGAUCCACUCUACGCUUGCUCUCCGACAGGCAGUAUGGGCGAGAGGUAGGCAGAACCAGAAGGUUAAUCGGAUCGAAGAUCUUAAUAUCAGUAGCACAAUUGUCGUUCGGUUCUUCACGUGCCGUUUUUCGCUUUAUUUCACCGCAUCAAUACAAGUUGUAUAAGAACAUCCUGGAAGAAUUAGAAUGGAUUUUCUCCUCAACGCUGCCGCCCGCACGGUUGCGGCCCAGACCGCUCGCGAAAGUGCGCCGGAGGCGGAGAUCCGCCCCGUCGACGUGGAAGCUUGCCAGCUUUGUGGGAUCUCCUAUCUGAACAAAGGUGAGCGUCUGAAACCGCUGCAAAACCUCGGGUAUGAGCUGUUACUCGAGAAGACAGCUUGGUUCGUCGUGACGGAUAAGGAUUUGCUGGGAACAAGCACAGGCUCUGGUCGUUCUUCCGCUUCAGCCUCCCGGGGCUUUAUCGUCUUCCGCGGCACCGCGAGCUUGCGGGAUGUCAUUACGGAUUGCCUUGCGAAGCCGACGGAGGGUAUUGCGACCUACUCGGCUGGAGGUUUGACAUCAAAUAACAAGAGCGACGAUAAUUUUUCCACCGCGUACCUUCCCCGCACGCAGUUCCACUCGGGAAUAUUUGCGAACGUGGUGGAGAAUUUGAAGCUGCGCGCGUUCCUGGAACUUGUCGGCUUGGUGAAGAGGCAAGCGCCCGGGUUGGACCAGAUUAGGAAAAAAUUCGAAUUUGUUUCCUCAAAGAAAAAAAUCAUGGAAGUAGCAAAUUGUUGCACCACCUUCCCAAUAAAGCGGUGGUUUUUCUGCGGGCACAGUCUCGGGGGCGGUUGUGCGCAGCUGUGUCUGACGCUGUUGGAAAAGGGUUUUUUCGAAUCCAGUGCAAGCUUUCCUUCAAAAGCGAGCAUCACUGCGAGCUUACAGCAGGGGGAAGGAUCCAGCUGUGAGGAAGAGAAAACGCAGGAAAGGAAGAAUAAGGAACAAAACGGAGCACCAAGUGUUGCUGCUGCAACGCCUCCGAACUCCGGCCGGAGUAACACCGCUGCGGGCCGCGAACAAGCUCAAACUGCAACCACUUCAACAUCUUCGCAGGAAUUUGCCCCAAUCCACCGAAUUCCGAUUUUCCAACAAGAUGCGCGUGGGAAAACAGCAACUUCUGCGGGCCAAAAUUUUUUCCAACUGGAGGCCAUCAGUUUCGCGUCCCCACCGAUCUACUUUGAUCCGCUGCACCAGCUUUCGUCAACGAGCGGAGCACCAGCUUCGAGCACUUAUGGUGUGGAAAAUCAAACUCAGCAAGAGCAAAUAGACCUUGUUUCCAAUGCCUCCACGAUUUCUUCCUCCUCCUCGCAACCCGGAAGGAGUCGAAAAUCGUGGCUCCCGCACGAGCAGCACAAGAUCCGCGCCUUUGUGUACGGCUCGGACCCCAUUCCGAGACUGGACCGGCAGGAGGACAACGUGCUGUUGACACUCCUCGGGAGGUACAACCGCACGGCCAGUAUGCACCAGAAACUUUUGUCCGUGAACCACUACAUUCAUCACCCAAAUGAGUACACUGUGUGGAUGCUGCCGGACAUUUUGCUGCAAAACCUGCACACGGCGAAGCAGGUCGGAAAAUUCGUGUUUGAAGGAGCAAAGAACUUGUUCAGUCGGACAGCAUCGGCGAGCAGUAGCAAGACGAAUAAUACCACUAGCAAGGAUAAGGAACGAAAUGACAGGAAUGAUGUCAAGUCCGAGGAGAGCAGUCAGAGCGGGUUGGAAAACGGAACCACUGUGGGUGGAAAUAAGAAUAGCGACACCUUGGCGACGAGGAGGGAAAAAAUCAAAAAAGAAAAUCAACUACCACAAAAAGCUGGUGGCGGUGCAGCCUCUAGCUCCCUCUUCGGAGCGGCCGCCGGUUUUUUUGCGAAUGUUUUGGAAGCAAGUGCGGAAAAUCAAAAGCAAAAGCAAGCUGUGGCUUAUCAGCCAAAACCAAGGACAGGAACUGGUGAUAAUAUUACUGCGAAGAAAAAUAACAUGAUGACCCCAGAAGGCGAAGCAGCUGGGAAAGAUUUGAUCGGCACCAGAAACCCGGAAACCGUCGACGCCCGGGAGAUGCCGCCCGAGACGAAGGCCAUUGUUUUGAGCAGCGAGGCUAGUGGUGGGAAAUUUUCCCGUGCGAAAGUGAUGAACGUGAAUGACAGCAAUCCGAGUGACCACUUGUUGUCAAAGUACGAAUUUGGUUUUAAAAAUCACUACCGGAAAAGAGACGCGUUGCAGUUCACGCCCCUGUAUGAGGUGAGGCUGGAAGAAAUUGUGAACUGAUGCUCAUCGACGGCUCUAUCACGCGCGUGGUUUUUCUCAAUGCGAAGGAAGCUUCAACAUUUUUCAAGAUUAACAGAAUCCAACUCAACAAAGGUGAACAUGUGGACACGUCCAUCGUCCCCUACGUAUAAAUCAAUAUGAGGAG
Molecule: messenger RNA, 2455 nt
Organism: Amoebophrya sp. A120
Lineage: Eukaryota; Dinophyceae; Syndiniales; Amoebophryaceae
Source: the annotation of a GenBank genome assembly